AUGUCUUCUGUCAAUGCCAAUGAUGGUGAGGGGUUUGUCAGUGCUGCCUCACUAGUUCCUGGGUUUGGGAUGGCUGCUUCUGCUGCCCCUACUGGUGGGGCUCCUCCUACUAUUGUUGUUGCUAAUGUGCAACCUCUGCCUGCUGCUGGUGCUAAUGGGGCUGCUGGUGCUAUCAAUGCUGGUGGGGGUGGUGCUAGUAGGGCUCAUGCUUGUGUGUAUAACCACCUGAGGAAGUGGAGGCAGAGAUGGGGGAGGGUUUGCAAGCUCAAGGAGCUUAGUGGGGCACUUUGGGAUGAUGACACCAAGGCCAUCAUGUUGGAUCAGGACCACUAUGCUGGUCAUGUGAAGGACCACCCUAAGGAUGUUGAGUACCUGAACACCCCUAUCAGGUUCUAUGAUGAGAUGGAGACCAUCUUUGGAAGCGCCUGUGCAACUAGGAGGUUUGCUGUUGGGUCAAAUGAGCCCCUGGGGGUGAGCAGCAACACCACUGACAUUGCAGCAGGCAAGAUGGAGGGCACAUUUGGGCACCAGCAGCUGGGGGAUGAGAAGGCUAACCAUGGGGAGAGCAGCAAGGCCACUGAGCCUAACAGCUCUGUAGUGGGUGGGAAGUGGAAGAGGGCUUGCUUUAGUGAGGAUGAGAUGUUGAUCAUGACCAACAUGACUGAUGUAGUCAACAAUGUGGCUAAUGCUUUGAGGGAGACAGGGCCUGCUCAUGUUGAUGCUGACCUUUACCAUGCUGUGAUGGACAUGCCUGAAUUCACAGAGGAGGCCUUGAUUGUGGCAUUCAGCCACCUUCUAGACAACAAGGCAUAG
Messenger RNA from Miscanthus lutarioriparius, 813 nucleotides. NCBI's taxonomy places the organism in Eukaryota, Viridiplantae, Streptophyta, Magnoliopsida, Poales, Poaceae. The record is from the annotation of a GenBank genome assembly.